GAAAAAUAUACUUCAAAUUUACUUCAAAAGAAAAACUCAAGAAGUUUUUUAGAAACAGAGCACAGAUAUUUCUCUAUCAACCAAACAAAAAUCUACAAAGACUAGAAGCUCCCUAAAAAGAAGAAAGAGAGAAGAAUCUCUGAGGAUCAAAACACAAUGUGUCUGGUGUGUUUAUGCGAUGAAGAAGAGACAGAGUUAGGGAGACAACAAGCACCUGGAUCGUGUCCGUAUUGUGGAGGUAAAGUGCAGAUGCUUGAUGUCGAAAGAAAAUGGAUGUUUUGUUUCGUUCCUCUUUGUUUCAAGAUCAAGAGGAAGUAUCUUUGUUCUUCUUGCGAUCGUCGUCUCGUUUUGUAUCAUUAAAAUAAAAUAUAUUAUUGAUUGUGUUUAAUGAUAAUUAAAGUCCAUUAAUUAGCGUUUUAAUCAAGGAAAUAUUCUUUUUU
Brassica oleracea var. oleracea is the source of this 440-nucleotide messenger RNA. RefSeq lists its product as uncharacterized. NCBI's taxonomy places the organism in Eukaryota, Viridiplantae, Streptophyta, Magnoliopsida, Brassicales, Brassicaceae. The coding region runs from base 157 to 360 and encodes 67 amino acids. The record is from RefSeq and is a predicted model, not a curated record. The transcript has a single exon.